Messenger RNA from Aspergillus affinis, 894 nucleotides. Its product is annotated as arylformamidase. The transcript has 2 exons. Gene Ontology annotation, molecular function: arylformamidase activity. The record is from RefSeq and is a predicted model, not a curated record. Lineage: Eukaryota; Fungi; Ascomycota; Eurotiomycetes; Eurotiales; Aspergillaceae. The coding region runs from base 1 to 894 and encodes 297 amino acids.
AUGCUCACCGAAACCCUACAGUACGGACAGGGCCACGUGCUCCAAACGGUGGCCGUCACCACCCUCCCGGAAUCCUCUCAAGAUAACAGCUACUGGGUAAUUCUCAUACACGGUGGCGCCUGGCGAGACCCCUCGCAGACCUCCAUCGGAUACCUCACCGGCGCCGCAUCCAUCCUCAUCUCCUCGCCCGCCUACACGUCUACCACGCUUCCUCGCAUCGCCGGCUUCGCAUCCAUCGAGUACCGUCUCAGCCCGCACCCAGAGUACCCGCAGGACCCGCAGACCACCGACCCGCGCGCCCUCCGCGCCGCCAAACACCCCGAUCAUCUGCACGACGUGCAGGACGCGCUGCGCUUCCUGCAGCACAAGUAUGGCUUCGGAGAGCGGUAUCUUCUCGUCGGACAUAGUUGCGGGGCGACGUUGGCGUUUCAGUCGGUGAUGGCGGGGUUGCGGGACCGUGCUGAAGACAAGGAGAAGGUCGUUCCUGCUCCGACGGCGAUCCUGGGCGUCGCGGGUCUCUAUGAUCUCAGACUCAUUCGUGAUACGUUCUCGGAUGUGCCUGCGUAUCAGGAGAUCGUGGAGGGGGCGUUCAGUAAGGACGAGAAACUCUGGGAUGAGGCCUCGCCUGCGGUGGUGCGGGGACCUAAUGGCGUGGAGGGGUGGGAGGCCGGUCGGUUGGUCGUGCUGGCGUAUUCGGUGGAGGAUGGUCUGGUCGAUCCCAUGCAAUGGAAGGCCAUGGAGCACGCGUUGGCGGGGUGGGAGAAGGACCAUUCCAAGGAGAAGGGUCGGCGGGUGGAAAUGCUGCCCCUCACGGGCCACCAUGACGAAGCCUGGGAGAACGGGGAAGAACUAGCGAGAGCGAUUGCUUUCACGAUUGAGAAGCUCGGCGAUUGA